Messenger RNA from Coregonus sp. 'balchen', 11232 nucleotides. NCBI's taxonomy places the organism in Eukaryota, Metazoa, Chordata, Actinopteri, Salmoniformes, Salmonidae. The record is from the annotation of a GenBank genome assembly.
GCUGAGCGCACCCCGCGUUCGGAGCGUAAGCGUCAGGACUCGUUCGGGAUGUUUGACGGGUACGACAGCUGCAGUGAGGAGAGCACCAGUAGCUCCAGCUCAGAGGACAGUGAGGACGAGGUGCCAUCCCUCCCCGCCAGCCUGCCCAUCAUCAAGAACAAUGGACAGGUCUACACCUACCCCGACGGCAAGGCCGGCAUGGGUCAGUACAGACAAAUAUUGAUAUAGAAUCUGAAGAUAUAGAUAGAAAUCGGUCAGGAAUAUCUAUGAGCCAGUCAGUGUCACUCCGGGGUGAUCGCACAAAACCGGUUGGGGAUUUGUGGAUGGAGACGGUGGAAGAGAGUGUGAAUUAAGUGGCUGCCUGUGAUUGAGGUUAGGCUAUAGAGUGUGUAUUGACAUGGAUCCCAGCCUGCAACUGUCAUAGUUAUCCUUUCAUUUCAUACAGUAUAUUUGAGAAGAAGAACUGAUGAAAGAAUACAUUACUUUGAAUGAAUUGGAAUUUCCUGCUGUAUUCUGAGUUUCCUAGGAAUAUUUAUGUGUUGCCUCUGUUUUCCAGCAACCUGUGAGAUGUGUGGGAUGGUUGGAGUGCGAGACGCCUUCUACUCCAAAACCAAACGCUUCUGCAGCGUCUCCUGCUCUAGAAGUUAUUCCUCCAACUCUAAAAAAGCCAGUAUCUUGGCUAGACUCCAGGUAACCAUGAUAUGCCCAACUAUGUUCUGCAUUUUAUUGUUUUAGCCAGAUGGUAGAAUGAGAAUCUUUUCUUAUAUUUCCUUUGGAAAUGCAAGAAAACAGAAGUCAAAUGUGUGGACAUAUUUUGUUAUUUUCUUUCUUUAAUCUUGUGUCAUUGUUAUGUGCUUUUUACGGAAGGGUAAACCACCUACGAAAAAGGCCAAGGUCUUACAGAAGCAGCCUCUCAUGGCGAAGUUGGCAGCUUACGCCCAGUACCAAGCAAGUCAACAACAACAGAACCUGGCUAAAUCAAAAGCAGGUGAGUCCCCCAGUAGACCAAACAUACAGUCUCUCAUAUUAUUGUUAUGGAGAAGAAUGACCUUGAAUGGAAAGUUGUUUUAGUCAAAAGAACACACAUUCUCUGUAUUUUCUUGACCCAGUAUAGUGAACAUGUGAUGUUGACCUUGUUCCUUCUCCCCUACAGUGGUUCCUGUUGAGUGCUUUGACUGGGGACGAUACAUCUGUAGCAAUAACCUGGUCGGAGCACCAGUCAGCUGUUUCAAGCACGUACGUUUAAACAAUAGCCAGACAUUCAAAUUGUCCUGUAUUGAUGUCACUUGCAGAUGCUAAGCUUAUACAUCUGUAAAUCCACACUGUUUUGAUCAACACAAUUGUCCCUUGUGGGAAAUAAUAUGAAGUCGUAUUAAAUUGAAAUAUUUCUAUGUGUCUUAGGUCCCUAUGGGUACUUGCUGGGGAGACCUAGCUGAAGGAGUGAGGGUGGAGGUGCUCAACUCCGAUACUAACCUCUCUACUAAAGUCUACUGGAUAGCAGGGAUCGUCAAACUUGCAGGUAAGAACACAUCUAAACACAUGGAGGAUUUUAUAAAAAUUGUACCUGUGGUACAAUAAAAGUAUUACGUGUUUUUUUUGUCUCUAUGAUCAGACUAUACUUAUAUAACAAGAAUAAGGGGUAUUCCUCUUAGAGGAAUGCACAGUAAUGGGGUUGUAAAGAUGUUCCGUGAAAGGUUCUAACUGUGUUUUAUCUGUUGUCUCUUUCUGUUUCUGUUCUCUUCCCCAGGGUUCAAGGCUCUGCUGCGGUACGAGGGUUUUGACAACGACACCAUCAGGGACUUCUGGUGUAACCUCUGUGUUCCAGAGAUCCACCCCGUGGGGUGGUGCGCCUCCAGCGGGAAACCCCUCGUACCUCCCAAAUGUAAACAUCACUCAAUAUUCAUAAUGAUGAUCAUAGUAAUACUUUUUUUUUUUUUUACUUGCCUUUAUAAUAAUCACAUAUUCCCUAACAGAAGAUGAAAAACCAGGUUGAUAGACUCUGAUGGCGGAAAUGUUUUUGUGUUCUCUCUCAGCGAUACAGCAUAAGUACUCUAACUGGAAAGCCUUUCUUGUGAAGCGACUCACUGGAGCCAAAACACUGCCACCGGACUUUGCUGCCAUGGUAAGAUGUCAUUAUUAUGAGCCGCAGAGCCAAGGAUGAUAGGCUAAACUCUACCUAGAUCUCUUAAAGCUCCCACUCUAAACCAGGGGUUGGAACCGGUUCAGGGAACACAACCAAAAACUGGAAAAUAAUGUACUUUGUCAAGGAACAGAAACAGAACCGGGAAUGAAAGUGAUCUCUACUGCUCCGGAACAGAACCGUUAUUUCCGGAAGCAUGUUAUUUUACGUUCCGGGUAUUUAUUUCCAGUCCCACAAAAAAUACAAAAUAGGUGCUUAUGCAAGGCCUACUGACAUUACAAGUGUGAUUCACAAGAUAAGGGGACAGAGAUGUUUUUAUUAGAGAAGAAUGGAUUAACUUGUUCAACGCUAGUUAAGGAUACUAUAGUUAUCACGUUUCACAUUGGAUUCAUUAGCUAUAAAAAGGUAAUACGUGUUUUUAAUUGUGGUGCCGCUCUGCACACACAAGCUUGUUAGCUAGCUCUGGUCCAGCGUUAAGCCUACUCAGUUCAAAGGACAUUGAAAGUUCCUCCAUAGAAGCCGCUCUUCCAUAGGUAGGCUAUAUUCUGUGGGCCUAAUUCAGGUAUUGCAUGUCAUAACAAGAUGCCCAGCGCUUCAAGCCAAGCCGCCUCCUCCACCCUCUCUCGCUCUCUCCCCACCUGCACAAUUUCAGUGGUAUCUCAUACCCUACACUUGUCUGUCCGUCACGCAUGUAAACAAUUAGCUUGCCCACUCCAUAGCAAGCUGCUCUAUCCGCACUGAUCGGUGAAGUCAUUUAAUGAGCUAAAUGUAAAAAAACUGUCAAUUUUCACAAGUUAAAAAAGGAACAAUCUAAAGGAACAAUAUUUGUUUCGAACCAGUUCAGAACGUUAUUUUGCUGGUCGGAAUAGUCGAACGAAAAAACAAAUGUGUGGUUCUGUUCAGAAUGAAAUGAUUGGAAAAUAAUUUUGCUUCCAAUCCCUGCAGUAAACACCUUCCAUUUCCCCCUCCCUAACCAGGUCCAUGAGAACAUGCAGUUCCCUUUUAAGAAGCUGAUGCGAGUGGAGGUGGUGGAUAAGACCCACCUGUGCCGAACUCGGGUGGCUCUGGUGCAGCAGGUGAUCGGGGGAAGGCUGAGGCUCGUCUACGAGGAGAGCUCCGACGACUUCUGGUGUCACAUGUACUCCCCCCUUAUACACGCCAUCGGAUGGUCACGGAGCAUCGGACACCGCUUCAAACGAUCCGGUCAGUCAAGUUAGUUUGUUUGGCUAGUUAAUUUGUUAGUGAGUUAGGCCUAGUUAGUUAGUUGGUUAGUCCAAUGUGUUUGUUUUCUGGCUCUGAUGGCAAUGAUUGUUUUCCAGAUGUGUCAAAGAAAAUCGAUGGUCAGAUGGACGCCCCCGCCCCACUGUUUGCCAAGGUAAUGUAAUUCGCCACGUGUAUUUACAGUGGCCCAAGUCUUUGUGCCUCUGUGGUUUGUAUUGAUAUUUUUCCAUGUAUGGAUCCGAAAUGAUGAAUGUGUCUGUGAUGUCUCCUCAGGUGAAAGAUGUGGACCAGAGUGGUGAAUGGUUCAAAGACGGGAUGAAACUAGAGGCCAUUGACCCUCUAAACCUCUCAGCUAUAUGUGUAGCCACUGUAAGAAAGGUAACUGUCUAUGUGGAGCCACUGUAAGAAAGUUAUGGAAACAGUUUGGGUUGUUACCAAUAGAAAACGUUCAUAUAGGGCAAAUUCAAGGGGCAUUUAGCACAAUCAUACUUCUCCACUGUUGGUGCCCCUGGAUUGGGGAUUCCCUAUUCUUAUUUUCAGUCCCCUGUAACCUGUUCAGGUGUUGCGUUGUAUACAUCUUGUCUUGAUGUUUGCUGUCUGUUUCAGGUGUUGAGUUGUAUACAUCUUGUAUUGCUGUUUAAUUGUCUGUCUCAGGUGUUGGCAGACGGGUACCUCAUGAUCGGCAUCGACGGGUCGGAAGCGGCUGAUGGCUCAGACUGGUUUUGCUACCACUCCACUUCUCCCUCCAUCUUCCCUGCCGGCUUCUGUGGAAUCAACAACAUCGAACUCACACCCCCUAGAGGUACAUUUCUAUACCCUCCUUUCUUUUCCUACUUUCACAGACUACAACAUUCCUUCACUCAGAUUUAAUUUUUUUCAUUCAACCAUUGCUUAUUUAAUGAAGGAUAGUCUCAUUUUAGAUAGUAUCUCUUUGUCCCAAUAGUUGAAGGUAGUUUUCUUUCCUCUUCCUUUCCUUCUCUCUCCUCUCUGGCCUCUCUGGUCGGGGGUUAUGUCUUAACCCAGCCUUACCACUGACUUUGCCCCACAGGGUACACUAAACUGCCAUUUAAAUGGUUUGACUACCUCAGAGAAACGAGUUCAAUAGCCGCUCCUGUGAAGCUCUUUAACAAGGUAGGACUGAUUCCUGACAUCGUGGCUGUGUUGUUUUGUUGUUUCGCACGGUCCUGUAGUUCUGUGUAAUGACAAAGCCAUGCCAACAUGCGUUUUUGUUCUUCUAUGAUUACAUGAAAAUAAGGUUGAUAGGUUUCGCUUACAUACAUUGGAUAUUAUAAGUAUUCACCCCCCUUGGAUUUUUUAAACAUUUUGUUGCGUUACAAAUUGGGAUUGAAAUCUAUGUAAUUGUGAUUUUCUGUCAUUGAUCUUCACAAAAUACUCCAUAAUGUCAAAGUGAAAAGAAAAUUCUACACAUUUUUUCAAAUGAAUAAAAACUAAAUUACUAAAAUGUAGUUGUUGCAUAAGUAUUCACCCCCUUUGUUUAGGCAAGCCUAAAUUAGUUCAGGAGUAAAAUUUGGUUAAACAAAUCACAAGUUACAUGGACUCACUUUGUGUGAAAUAGUAGGCAUGACAUGAUUUCAACCACAGAUUCAACUACCAAGACCAAGGGGAUUUUUGAAAGUCUCAUAAUGAAGGGCAGUGAUUGGUAGAUGGGUAACAAUAACAAAUCAGACAUUGAAUGUCACUUUAAGCAUGGUCUAGUUAAUAAUUAUGUUGUGGAUGAUGUAUUAAACCACCCAGACACAUCAAAGAUACAGUCAUCCUUCUGAACUGAGCUGCAGAACAGGAAGGAAACUGCUCAGGGAUGUCACCAUGAGGCCAUUUGUGAUUUUAAAACAGCUAUGGAGUUCCAUGGCUGUGAUGGGAGAAAACUGAGGAGGAUCAACAACAUUGUAGUGACGCCACAAUAAUGACCAAAAGGAUAAGAAGUAUAAAAACAUACAGCAUGGCAAAGGAAUAAACUUUUUGGCCGAAAUGCAAAGCCUUCAGUUUGGGGCAAAUCCAACACAUCACUAACUGCCUCCUUAUUUUAUAGCAUGGUGGGUGCUGUAUCAUGGUAUGGGUAUGCUUGAUAUCAGCAAAGACUGAGGAGUUUUUCAGGAUAAAAAGAAACAGGAUGGAGCUAAGCACAGGCAAAAUCCUAGAGGAAAACCUGCUUCAGUCUGCUUUACACCAGACUGGAAGAGGAAUUCACCUUUCUGCAGGACAAUAACUUACAAUACAAGGCCAUCUACACUGGAGUUGCUUACCAUGAAGACAGUGAAUGUUCCUGUAUGGUCAAGUUACAGUUUUGACUUAAAUCUGCUUGAAAAUCUAUGGCAAGACUUGAAAAUCGCUAUCUAACCAUGAUUCUCAACACCUUGACAGAGCUUUGAAGAAUUUUGAAAAGAAUGAGCAAUUAAACUAUCCAGGUGUGCAAAGCUCUUAGGGGGCGAUUUCCACCUGAGUUAAGCAAGCGUAAAUGUAAUGUAAAUCCCUUUAUGCACUUUUCUCUCUAUGCGUAUUCUGACCUUGAACUUAAGCAUGAGAAUAAGGUCUAGCGAACCUACUGGUUCCAAGUGGGAAAAAGCAUCUAACACCAUUCUCCAUGCACUGUAAUGUACAACUUGAUACGAGCUAUUGAUAUGAGCUAGGUAAAAGAGUAAUCCAUUUGGAUAAGGGAAUUGUAAAUAUAAAUGACACUUGAUUUAGAUCUAGUUCACCUUAUAAUAGCUGGAGACAAAUGUGAAACCAGUCAUAUGGCAGCAAACUGAAGCAUAUCAACAUAUCUUUCCCAAAGUUGAUGAAAUACUGUGCCAUUAUGCAGCAUUUAAAUUGUACAGCCUUUUAACUUGCAGCCAGGGAUGGGCACUCUCGAAUAUCUUAAUUAUAGGCUACCCUGACUUUCUCUGUUUCCUAUUUCAUUAGUAACAGUUGAUAAUAUAAGAAAAAAAGACGUAGGCUAAUUAAAUCGUUACGGAGUGCAGACCAAGCCGUAACAGUAUGGCGCAAUACUUGGCCAUGUCAUCACACAGUUCCAUGGUUAGUGCAGGCAAUAGAUGUGGGUAUAGCCUACUAUUGUACACUAUUUUCCCUAUUAUAAUUCCAUGUACACUAAUCUUCUAACAUUACCAUGAGUUAAAGAACUCAAUGUGGCACUUUUCAGAAUGAAUCAAACCACUUUUUUCUUUAUUUCGUGUGUAAAGGCUCUCCAAACCAGUUUUUUAUGAUUCUUAAAUACUUUCCUAAAUAAUCUACAAGAUCAGAGUAUUUUUUUAUCUACCAAUUGGUGCUGAAAUGUAGACGAAUAUGCAUAUAUUUAGAUGGCUUUCGUUCAUUGAUCCCUAAUAUUCUGAACCCGUUUUUUCAAUAUAUUCUAGUCUGUCGACAGAAUUCUAACAAAAGUUACACUGUAUUUAAAGGGAUGUCUUAAGAUAAAUGUACUGAAAACCCUAUUGAAUGAAAACUCCAUGAUGAAAUCUGUUGGCUAGCAAGUGGGAGGGUUUUCAGCAGUUGAAUAAAAUGUAUUCAGAGGGAGCAAUAAAGCCACACCUGCAGAGCGUGUUACGUGACUGAUUAAGGUAAGUCUGAAUACCAAAUACUGAGAAGUCCGUAGGAAAGGUGUAAAUUCCUAACUCUUUGUAACACAAUAAAAUGUGAAGAAAUCCAAGGGGGGUGAAUACUUACGAUACCCACUGUACAUGUUUCAUGUAAGAAAAUGGAUUGACCAUUAACCUAAAAAUAUCUCUCCUCUUUGCCUCCGCCAUCUUGUUGCCUCUGCCCAGGAUGUUCCAAACCACGGGUUCCGCCAGGGCAUGAAGCUGGAGGCCGUGGACCUGAUGGAUCCCAGGCUGGUGUGUGUUGCCACAGUAACUCGGAUCGUCCACCGCCUGUUGCGCAUCCACUUUGACGGCUGGGAGGACGAGUAUGACCAAUGGGUGGACUGCCAAUCACCUGACCUCUACCCCGUGGGCUGGUGUCAGCUGACCGGCUACCAGCUACAGCCCCCCGCCGCACAGAGUGAGAUCAAACACUAUAGUUCUACACAAAUAUAACACGCUAACAUGCUCAGUCAUAAAUCAAUCUCUACCCUUAGGUUCUCAUUGAUGGAUUGGAUUAGGUUCCAGCAAUAUGUUGCCAAUUACUUGAUAACAUUCAAUUGGAGUCCCAAAUAGGGUUUAGUAUUUUCCCAAAAAUUGACAUAUUUUCCUUCCCCAGAAAUGUUUUAGGACCCCUUUAGACAUAAAUAAAAAUGUGGCCUUUAGUACCAAAUCCCAUAGAAAUGCAUUGAAUAACAUUUAUAAAUGGCAAAAAAGACAGUCCAAAAAGAAAUCAUAAGGAAUAAGGUUUUGAAGUGUCUGUCGUAUAUCUAGGAGCUAUAAGAGAGGUCAGGAAAUAUUUGAGUAUUUUUUGACACAUUUAACCCCUUUUUGGGGGGUAGGCACAAAACUACCUCCAUACUUCCAUUAAUUUUUUUAAACCAGUACCGGUUACCUUCAGACGAGUUCCAUGACACUUGUGGGGGUCGUAGAGCAAAACGGAGACCACCAUCGUGUUUGUGAGAGUCUCCCCUUUCCACAGUGGAGUCACCUUAGUUUGUAGCCCAAAACAGUUCGGACACUACAAACAGAACUUGUCACAUCGACGGUACCGACUUCAGAUGAGUCCCGUGGGACCUGUGGGGGUCGUAGAGCAAAAUGGAGAACACCAUUGUGUUCGUGAGAGUCUCCCCUUUCCAUAGUGUGUAGGCCAAACUGUUCGGACGCUACAGAUGAUUUCGUGAGAAGACCGAUUUUCGGGAUGUCUCAUGAUCUGACAAACACUACUGUAGCUCGGCCACCUUUCACCGCAGAUACGGAAGGCCGCCAUAGGCAGAUACAGUAGAUUGAGACGCAUCCCAUGCAAAAAAACAUAUCUUUAACUUAAACUGGCAGAUUUGGAUGGGGAAUUUUGUAUUAUGUUUCUUAUGUUGACGCACCGGUGCGUCAAUAGACUCUAGGGGAUUUUUAAAAUGGAAAGGGGGAUACCUAGUCAGUUGUACAACUGAAUGCAUUCAACUGAAAUGUGUCUUCCGCAUUUAACCCAACCCCUCUGAAUCAGAGAGGUGCGGGGGGCUGCCUUAAUCGACAUCCAUGUCAUCAGCGCCCGGGGAACAGUGGGUUAACUGCCUUGCUCAGGGGCAGAACGACAGAUUUUUACCUUGUCAGCUUGGGGAUUUGAUCCAGCAACCUUUCGGUUACUGGCCCAACGCUCCUACCCGCCAGGCAAGAUCAUGUAAUACCAGCGGAAAAAUCUGACAUGAUUAUACCACUGUAAAUUGAGAAAUAUAUACACAUGAAUCUAAUGGUGUCUUGAUGUACUGUAUUUGUUGCCAUUUAAUAACUCAAAGUUCUCUGUCACCACCCUAUUUCGUUGAUGAAGCACUGUUGACCGACUGGUCAAAUGUUAUAAGGUUAUAACAGCCUGAAUAUUACAUUUGUUUUAGCCUACCUUUGACUGAUAGAUGUCAGACAGCUUGUUGGUCCUUUUCUCUCCCCUUGCACCUGGCUAUCAGGGGAAUUUGGGAGGGUUGUGGCUGUUUGUACAUAAUGAUAACCGACUUAUUGUGGCAACUUUGUCACAGGGAAUACAGUAUAUAUGAUUCUCAGCUGAACAAACAAAUAAGCAAGUAGCGGAGAUUCAACACCAUGGAUACCGCAGUGGAUGAUCAAUUUCCUGCAAAUCUGACUAGUAAGCCCACUGUGCUCCCACUUUUGAAGUUUAACAUCAUGGAACAAUGUUGCAAAUGUCUACCCAGUGUAGCAGCUGUUUUGUUAACAGUGAGUAGACUAGCACAUGUCGAACCUCUGCCAGUGCCACACAGCUAUUUUGGAGAUUUGUAAAUGUAAGAUGGAGAUUGUCUACCGUAACGAGAGGUCGCAUGUAACCUACACAUAGUCAGCAAGUCAAUUUAUAAAAGCAAUGCAAGUAAGUGCUGUUUUUUUUAUUGGGUUGAGUAAAUAUGGUAGGCUGCUAGCGUUGUGAUGACUGGUCUGAUUUAUGAAUGAAGCCAGGGAGUAGGUAUGUCCGUUUCAUGCAGCUAUUUGGACGUGUAUAUUUAACAUUUUUGUGUUAGUGCGGCAUAUAAUUUGUAUAUUAUUGGUCCACGGUACCUGUCAUUUUCUUUCUCCGGAAACAGGAAGGAGAUUGGUCGGGAAAUCUCGGGAUACCGGUUACCGGUAUUAAACCCUAGGCCCGAACUAGGGUUUAAUGUACAUUUGUACAUUUGUGUCAGUAAAACAAUAGGCAACUGUUUGUUUACUGCUAUUUCAUGUCAUUUCAGUGGCCAGAGAAAUCCCACCUGCUGUACCUAAGCAGAAGAAGAAAGCCCAACAGUACAAAGGCCAAAAGAAAAGUGAGUUAUCCUCUUUUCCUCCUUUCGUUGGUCUACACUCUGGUGGGGUAAAUCUAUCUACCCUUUCUCUUUAUUGGUUUGUUUUUUCUUUCUUGUCUGUUCCUUGGGAUCUGAUUGGUUGGCAUGAGUCACAUGAAAGGAAGCUGUGGUACUUGGGGUAAAAGCCAAAGAGGUGGUCGAAGGGGCUUGUAACACUGGUUGUGACGGUCCAAACAGACAUGUGGUCACACACACACCACCAACGCUAGCUGGUUUACUUGAGUCUUGCUUACCUGGUAGCUUACCUGGGGUGUAUUCAGAAUAUGUAAGGUUCUAGAACAUUUGAUAAUGGAACAGAGAUCAUUCUCUGAACCGUUUGAAAGGUUUUGCAACAAAACAAUUAAUUGGGGUCUGGUGAUUGGUGUUUUGAAAUAUUAUAUGAAAGGACUUGGAAUAUGUACAUGUUAUGUAAUCUCAUUAAAGCAUGGAGUUAUCUAGGCCUUUGCUUAAUACACACAAUAUUAUCUAUGAUGAAUAAAUGAAUGCAUUUAUUAGAUUUGGAAAAAACAUAUAAAGCAACACUGUGCAACCAAACAUUCAAAUCUAUACGGUUGGGAACGCUAGCAUCCUGAAAACACCCCUGGAAGCUUACCUGAGUCUGACUUGGUGUCUAGAGCGGAAGAUUCCAGUUGGUCGACGGCCCUUCAGUCAGGCAGGCAGGAGGAGGAGCCUAUCAGGGGAGGAGGAAGAGCAGAGUCCGCCCCCUUACUCCAGCCAGGGCCCCACUAUGGUCCCCCGGCCCCGCACCCACCACCACCACCAUCACCACCACCACACCCACAAACCAGGUAACACACUAACAAUAAAUAACAACCAAGACCUCCACACAGACAGAGGGCGCUAACAGGGGACAGUCCUCAGCCACUCUAGGUCCUGACCUUUAUGUGUGAUCGCUGUGUGUCGGAUGCAGCUGCAGGAAAGAAAAAUCUAUUUAUCUGUUUCUGUGUCAUGUUAUUGAAGUAUUCAUGUGAAAAAUGUCAUUUUCUCCUCCCACCUCAUGAUGCGUACUAGGUGAGCAGGAUGUAUUAAUGAGCAAAAGUUGUAAUAUGAUUUACUGUGUAUGUCUGGUCGUAUUACAGGAACUGCAGGCUCAGAUGGAGGGCUAGGUAUUAAGUCAGCUGUUCCUGUGCUGAAAAGUGUUUUGUGAAUAAAAAUAGUUGUUUUGCUAUUUUGUUCUGUCUUGGAGUUGAAAAUGUAUGCUCUGUCUUGGUAUGCUGGAAAGAGUUUCACCCAGAAUUUUGAGAUUCAUGUAACCCUCAAUUUGGCUAACGCUCUCUCCCCCCUCUCUCUCCCUCUCGCUCCCCUCUCUCUCUCCUGCUCUCCAGAGUCUCUGUUGCGUCUGAAGGAGGAGCCGGCUGAGGUGGAUGAGUUCACCUUCUCCCAGGGCAUCUCAGACCAGGAGAGCAACGGCUCGGGCAGCUACUACAUCAAACAGGAGCCCUGA